CAAAACAAAAAAAUAAAAAAAAAGGAUUCGCUGUAGAAAAAAUAAGCAAAUAAGCGUGACGGCAGAGAUAUGCGCCUGUCCAGACAUAUUUCGCAGCUUUGGCAGAACCGUGUGCCCACCGACAGACACCUCAACACAUAUUUCUUCUUUGCGGUGGCGCGUCUGGCUCUGGUUUUCGUGCCGCAGCCUGGAUAUGUGCAUCCCGAUGAGUUCUUCCAGAGCGUGGAAGUGAUGACGGGUGAUCACUUUCGGCUGGAGCACACACGCACCUGGGAGUUCAACAACUCGAUGCCGCUGCGGAGCAUCACCCUGCCGUUUGCGCUGCUGCGCGUCCCCUGGAGCUUCUACGAGUUCUUUGCCAUGUACGUGCAGGAACUGUGGAACGUGGAGAUAAUCACCACCUACGCGUAUGUGGUGUUUCCGCGGCUAAUCUACACCCUGAUCUCGUACAGCAAUGACUGGUGUCUGUAUCGCGUUUGCCGGCUGUACGGACUGCGCUUUGAGAUACGUCUGCUGGCGCUGGGCAGCUCCUGGGUGCUGCUGGUCUUUGGCACGCGCACCUUCUCCAACAGCCUCGAGAUGGCCAUGUGCUCGUGGCUGCUCUGCCUGGUGGCCGAGUGCAUGCUGCGGACCAACACGGUCAUAUACAAAAAGGAGUUCCUCGAGGAGAAGUACGACAAGGCGGAGUCCAUCAGCGAGCGCGUGAAGAUCUGGAAGCUGAAGAACGCCCUGCCGCCGCACAACUUCCAGUACAUGUUCUCCGUGGCCAGCAUCUGUGUGGCUGGCGUGUUCAAUCGUCCAACCUUCCUGCUCUUUGGCGCCCCGAUGGUCUUCUACUGGCUGCUGCGCGGCAUGGGCACACGCAGCGUUACGUUCCGAGACUUUAACCUACGCAUCGGACUCUUCUGCCUGUGCGCCCUGCCAGCGCUGUUCGUGUUCAUCUUCUGCGACUCGCUGUACUAUCAACAUCUGACCGUGGGAGAGCUGCACAUGAUGCAGCUGGGCAUUGAUAACUUUGUCUUUACGCCCUGGAACUUUGUCAAGUACAACCUGAACUCCGCGCAGACAGCCAGCCAUGGCGUGCAUCCGUGCUAUGUCCAUCUGAUGGUCAACAUGCCGCUGCUCUUCAAUGUGCUGGCCCUCGCGGGCUUGGGUGCAUUCGCACAGAUCCUCCUGCGCUUCUUUCGUGCUGAGUACCAAGUGCUGCCGCGCUUCCAGAGCAUCGUGUCGCUCAUGUCGGGUGCCAUAUUUGUGCCGCUCUUCUUCCUGUCGCUCAUCAACCAUCAGGAGCCGCGCUUUCUCAUACCCAUAACCUUCCCAUUGCUGCUGCUGCAUGCCCCCAAGCUGGUCACUGGCUUCAGUGCCAAGUAUCCCUUCCAGAAGGAGCAUCAUCUGCUGCGAGCGUUCUACGAUCGGCUGCUCUGCAGCAAAGCCUCGGCCCCGCAUCUGCUGAGAAUCUGGUAUGUGAGCAACGUCGUGCUGACGCUCUUCUUUGGCUUCAUCCAUCAGGCGGGCAUCUAUCCGCUGGCCGAGAACAUGGCCCAUGUGAUGGCCACCAAGCCAGCGGCCACGCACGUUCACCUGAUGACCUCGCACGUCUACAGUCUGCCCCUGCAUCUGGUGAACAUUCCCAGCUCCCGCGUGCUCCAGUUCAAUCCGCGCACCCACAGCCGCUAUCGACGCCAGCGGGACUUCUUCCUGUACGAGUACGGCAGCCAGCCCUUAGACAAUCUAUUGCACAAGGUGAAGCUGAUUAGCGGCAAUUGUGAGGUCAAGCUAUCGGGACCGAGUCGACUGCGCUACAAGCUCUAUCUGUCCAUUCCUGCCAGCUUAAGCAGCGAUCUCCACGAGGCCUUGGUGCGCUCCAAUGCCAGCAGCUAUCUGAACUUUGAGCUGCUGCACGUCUUCUAUCCACAUCUCUCCACGGAGGCAUUUCCCCGCAUCCAGGGUCGCCAUCCCUGCGAUGUGGAUGCCCCACACUGGUCGCACGACGAUCUGCGCGGCACCUGUGCCGUGGAGCAGCCGCCAGCACUCAGCUACUUCUACCUGACGCGCCAGUUUAGCUCCUUUGUGCAUCAGUUUGGACUGGCGCUCUACGAGAUUGAAGUGCGACGCAAGCGGCCAAGGGAGAUUGUGCUAACGACAGCUCCAGCUCGACCGCUGCCAGAAGCUGGCGCGUAGGAUUGCACUUUGAUUGCUGUGCGGAGUCCAAGAAGUGCCUUAAUAAUGGAGAGUUGUUGUUGGCUUGGAAAAACACUUUAAUUCAUUAAUUAAUAAUUAAGAUCGAGAGAGAGAGAGACAAAUGUACAAAAAGGCGUAUAGCAAUGGCUUCAAAAGAGUGAAGAAAGUGAACCGAGAGAGAGAGAGAGAGUUCCAUUCUAGUCCAUUAAUGCAUAAUAAUCUCUGUUAAUAUUAUGACGCUAAGCACAAAUACCAAAGAAUUAAUCCAUAACUAAAUGAUAAGAGUGAUGCAGAGACGAUGGUCAAUCGAUUCAUGACAAUAAUCAGCGAGGAGGUGGCAUACCCGACGCCAGUUGUCAAGCGAAAGAGCAGGGAAAGAGUAAUCCAUUUGACAUGGACAGCCAGCGGACAUCGAUUGCUAAUACCCGGCAAACAUCGAACGCUGCGGAUUCUGGUCACAAAAGGUGCGGCGGCGGCCGCGUUCAUUGAACGUUACCAUGCAGAAAACUCAAUGCGGACGCAAUUGUGUUCUAAUUUAGAUUUCGGUUGUUAUUGCCAAGGCCUAAGCCGUAAACCCGUUUGGGCAAUGGGGUCCGUCCUCCCCCCAAUCACAGAUUGGCCUAUAAAACGAUCGAGCUAAUUGGCAAACAGCAUCAGUCGCUGACAAACCAACCAAACCCAAACAGUUCAAC
Drosophila guanche is the source of this 2873-nucleotide messenger RNA. RefSeq names its product GPI mannosyltransferase 4 (gene PIG-Z). NCBI's taxonomy places the organism in Eukaryota, Metazoa, Arthropoda, Insecta, Diptera, Drosophilidae. The record is from RefSeq and is a predicted model, not a curated record. Gene Ontology annotation, biological process: GPI anchor biosynthetic process. The coding region runs from base 70 to 2181 and encodes 703 amino acids. The transcript is spliced from 3 exons. Gene Ontology annotation, cellular component: endoplasmic reticulum membrane. Gene Ontology annotation, molecular function: alpha-1,2-mannosyltransferase activity.